AUGUUGUUAGUGCGGGUUUUGAUCGACAAAGUCAACGACCCGUCCCGUCUUGAUGCGAUCUUGUGCCAAACCCCUGUGAAAGACGGGGCGAAGGACUGGAACUGCGUGGCGUGGCUGAAGGAUGCUUUGGAGCUUGUGGGCAAGGACAAAGCUGCUCUCGGAACAAGCGUCAUUGCAUGGGAUACUGUUCGGAAAGCAGCCAUGGAGUACUGCAACCAGAAGAAAUCGGCCGGACGGUUCUCUACACGGUAUGAUCUAGAGAAGAUUCCAACCUACGACCUUCUGGAGCGCAAAGAGAUAAGUUCUUGA
Molecule: messenger RNA, 309 nt
Organism: Fonsecaea monophora
Lineage: Eukaryota; Fungi; Ascomycota; Eurotiomycetes; Chaetothyriales; Herpotrichiellaceae
Exons: 1
Coding region: 1-309 (102 amino acids)
Source: RefSeq, a predicted model, not a curated record